CCCUGGUGCCACCCAUCUUUCCAGCAUGUAUGUACUUCAAGCUGUCCUCAGUGCACCAGAAUGGGUAGAAGGCAAAUCCUACAGAGGGUCACACACAGCUGGAGGGAAAACACAGAGGAGUAAUUUGCUGACAGACAAGCAGGGAUGGACCUGUUUUCAGCUCUGUCACUGGAAACCUGGGUUCUCCUGGCAACCAUCCUGGUGCUCCUAUAUAGGGCUUAUGACUUGGAGUGCUAUAAAAAGUAUGGAAAAAUAUGGGGGUUGUUUGAUGGUCAAGUGCCUCUGUUUGCCAUCACAGACCCAGAGAUGAUUAAGAAUGUGCUUGUGAAGGAAUGCUUCUCUGCCUUCACAAACCGGUGGUACUCUUUCCAUUCCUCAUACCAGUAUAUGAGAUGUUAAACAUCUCUGUGUUCCCAAAGGAUUCAAUAGCAUUUUUCCAAAAAUUUGUGGACAGAAUGAAGGAAAACUUCCAGGAUUCUAAGCAGAAGCACCGAGUGAAUCUUCUCCAGCUGAUGAUGAAUGCUCAUAAUAAUUCCAAAGACAAUGAGUCUCAUCAAGCCCUGUCCGACACAGAGAUCACAGCCCAGUCAAUAAUCUUUAUUUUUGCUGCCUAUGAAUCCACCAGCAACACGCUUUCCUUUGUCCUGUAUUCCCUGGCCACUCACCCUGAUAUCCAGAAGAAGCUGCAGGAGGAGAUCGACAGGGCUCUGCCCAAUAAGGCACCUCCCACUUACGAUAUUGUGAUGGAAAUGGAGUACCUGGAUAUGGUAUUGAAUGAAACCCUCAGAUUAUACCCAACUGCUGCUAGACUUGGGAGAGCCUGUAAAAAAGAUGUUGAAAUCAAUGAUAUACUUAUACCCAAAGGGUCAGCAGUGAUUGUACCAUGUUAUGCUCUUCACCAUGACCCAGAACACUGGUCAGAACCUGAGGAAUUCCACCCUGAAAGGUUCAGCAAGGAGAACAUGGGCAGCAUUGAUCCUUAUGUAUAUCUGCCCUUUGGAAAUGGACCCAGGAACUGCAUUGGCACGAGGUUUGCUCUCAUGAGUAUGAAACUUGCUCUCACUAAAAUUCUGCAAAACUUCUCCUUCCAGUCGUGUAAGGAAACACAGCCCUGUCCACUGGAGACUGGCUAUGUCAUGUUCCAUCAAGAGAUACCUCUGAAAUUAUGCGGAAAGCCAUGUCUUAAACCAAUAAAACCCAUUGAUGUAAAGGUUGUGCUACGAGAUGCAGUCAUAACUGGAGUGUGACUUUAUCUUAAGGAGUUCUGCUGUAAAUGUGGUGUGUAAGAACACCGGACUCUCUAAUUUACCUAAUGAAUAAAACCCAUAAAAUGAUGGAGCUUAAUUGGCAGGUCUUGAUGCAUGGUUAAAGAUUUAGUAUAUCUAUUGAGCUUCUCAGUGUAGAUACAAAGAACCAUCUAAUAUAAAGGAGAUAAGUCAGUGAUAGAACAAGAAAUUUAUUGUUUAUCAUGUGACCACUUACAUCCAAAUCUAGUUGUCUCCAUCAAUUUCCUUUGAGCUCUUUUGAAAGUAACCAUGUCCCUUUAAUUUGAUCAAUAAUUUUUUGAUUAAAAGGUGAACUAUAGUGACAACUCUAAUUGUAGAAUUGGUGUCAGAUGAUUUACUUGCAGUUUUGGACAAUAAAUAUUACACAGAAAAUAUAAAUAAACAUCUUUUUAAAAAUCUUAA
Messenger RNA from Grammomys surdaster, 1688 nucleotides. RefSeq names its product cytochrome P450 3A11-like. The record is from RefSeq and is a predicted model, not a curated record. The transcript has 10 exons. NCBI's taxonomy places the organism in Eukaryota, Metazoa, Chordata, Mammalia, Rodentia, Muridae. The coding region runs from base 333 to 1247 and encodes 304 amino acids. Gene Ontology annotation, molecular function: oxidoreductase activity, acting on paired donors, with incorporation or reduction of molecular oxygen; testosterone 6-beta-hydroxylase activity; iron ion binding. Gene Ontology annotation, biological process: steroid metabolic process; oxidative demethylation.